Messenger RNA from Closterium sp. Naga37s-1, 966 nucleotides. The record is from the annotation of a GenBank genome assembly. NCBI's taxonomy places the organism in Eukaryota, Viridiplantae, Streptophyta, Zygnematophyceae, Desmidiales, Closteriaceae.
AUGCACUUUUCAUGCCCGUUUCUGGAUGUGGGUACUGGAUGGGUAUUGGAUGUGGGUACUGGAUGGGUAUUGGAUGUGGGUACUGGAUGGGUAUUGGAUGUGGGUACUGGAUGGGUAUUGGAUGUGGGUACUGGAUGGGUAUUGGAUGUGGGUACUGGAUGGGUACUGGAUGUGGGUACUGGAUGGGUACUGGAUGUGGGUACUGGAUGGGUACUGGAUGUGGAACGCCGUGAAUGGAACCAGGUGGAAUCGGGACAAGCUACAACUGAGGAAGGAGCACUCAGUGACUCUCUUUACCCACUUUCCUCCCAUCUCACUCCUCCCCGUCCCCAGCUCUUUUUCCCAAACAUGGUCAACGUGGCGAGGAUGUUUCUGGAGGGCCUGCAGGUGAAGGAGGAGGACUCGGACUUACUCUUCCCUCUCUCCCCUCUUCCCACCCCCUCUCCCCCCGUCUCCCUCCUUCUUCCCCUCGUCGCCGCCCCUUCCCCAUCCCCCACCCAGAACAUGGUCAACGUAACCAGGCGGUUUCUGGAGGAUCUGAAGCUGAAGGAGGAGGACUCAAUCAUAGUGGAGAUGGGCAUAGAGGGGCACGAGUGGGCGAUUCUGCAGCAUUGGCUCUCUAACCCUCUCCGCCCCUCUCCCCCACUCUUCACCCGUCUCGCUCCCUCCCCCUCCCAGAACAUGGUCAACGUAACCAGGUGGUUUCUGGAGGAUCUGAAGCUGAAGGAAGAGGACUCAGUCGUUGUGAAGAUGGAUAUAGAGGGGCACGAGUGGGCGAUUCUGCAGCACUGGCUCUCUAACCCCCGCAUGGCAGCGAUCGUAGACGAGUUGUUCGUGGAAGUGCAUUAUCAUCACCCAACCAUGACGGAGUUUUCUUGGACUGCACCACAAUUCAAUCACACGCGCCAUGAUGCGACGGGGUUGCUGACUGAAUUGAGGAAAGCCGGUUUCUACGUGCACCCUUGA